AUGACUCGUCAGCCCUCUCUGGACUCUGAGCGACCGAUCAUGGCCCACUCGAACCGCAACUCCAAGCGCUUUUCCACCAUCAGCGGUAGCCCCUCGCUCGCGGCCUCCGAGCGCACCAACGCGAGCCUGCCCAGCGGCGACCCCCGCCUGGCCGACAUUCGCUCCUUCUCGGAUGGCCUGAAUCGCCUGGAGAACAAGCCCCUGUCGAAGCAGCGCUUUGUGCCCACAGAUGAGAAGUCGGACAACCUGAAUAAGCUGGCGCUGGGAGCCAAGGUCGAGCGCGCGCUCGGGCGGAGGAUGUCGAGCCAGGAUGCCGUCAUGCGCCAGCCCAAGACGGUCCUGAGCGAGAAGACCGCUACGGCGUCGUAA
Molecule: messenger RNA, 369 nt
Organism: Penicillium lagena
Lineage: Eukaryota; Fungi; Ascomycota; Eurotiomycetes; Eurotiales; Aspergillaceae
Exons: 2
Coding region: 1-369 (122 amino acids)
Source: RefSeq, a predicted model, not a curated record